This is a messenger RNA of Chroicocephalus ridibundus (black-headed gull), 6336 nucleotides long. It is a transcript of the gene SMARCD3, whose product is annotated as SWI/SNF related, matrix associated, actin dependent regulator of chromatin, subfamily d, member 3. The coding region runs from base 942 to 2312 and encodes 456 amino acids. Gene Ontology annotation, biological process: regulation of transcription by RNA polymerase II. Gene Ontology annotation, molecular function: transcription coregulator activity. The transcript has 15 exons. The record is from RefSeq and is a predicted model, not a curated record. NCBI's taxonomy places the organism in Eukaryota, Metazoa, Chordata, Aves, Charadriiformes, Laridae. Gene Ontology annotation, cellular component: nucleus; SWI/SNF complex.
UUGGUGGUGGCAGGGGGCUGGGGCACGCUGUGGCGGCGGACCCGCAUCCCGUCCGACUCUCUCCCGAGCCCGCCCCGGACGCCGCCGGCGGGCGAGAGCGAGCUUUCCAGAGGCGGCAGGGUCGGGAAAGGUGCGGACACUGCCCCCGCCCGGCCGCGGGAGGAGCUCCGCGCCGCGCCGCCCCCGCAGGGCUGGGAAGCGGGCGCAGUGGCCGUGGCUACGCCGUGCUCUCGUCGCCGAAGCGGCGUUAAAACGGGGUCGGUGGGAGCGCGGCGGAGACGGAGGAGCGAUCGUUCUCGCACCGAGACGCUCUGCCCCGGCGCUGCGGGCAGCCCGUCCCGGCACCGCGCUGCCGCUCCUGCGCGGGCGGCGAGCGACGCGCUCUUUGCAGACGGUCCCUGCGCCGCUCUCUGCAGCGCCGCGCAGGCGCCCGGCACUGGGACGGCGGCCCCGGCGCGAGCGGGAGAGCGGCGCGGCGGGGAGGAGCAUGGACGGGACGAGGGAGAUGCAUAGUCCCAGAUACUCUCUCAGGACACACUGAUCCGUAUCUGUAGGAGACUAAUGCUCUGCAUCGCCUUCCAGAAGAUCUUGACUUCGCAUACAGGCAGACCAUCUCAAUUGGGCACCACAAGCUUGUUGCUGGAGAUUGCUGCUUCCUCCCUCCUGGUACCUGAGGCCUGAACUCUUCCGUUUCCUCUAUCAGCAUGGCCUGUGGAGAGACCCUGUCUGCAAGUUGCUGCUGGGAAAGACUGAGAGCUGGAUCCAAAUGCAUCCUCAGCCUGCUGUCUUUGACCUGAAGCAGGAACAGCUCUAUGAGAAUAUCUGCUACUAAUUCAUCAUGACGUAAUACCUGGUCUCCUGCCCCAUCCUGUUUCUUCUUGGUCUAUACACAUGAGACUCUGCGUGUUCAUCAGCCACCUAGUCUGGUACAGCGACCUGGGAUGCCAUCAGGAGCUCGAAUGCCCCAUCAGGGGGCUCCCAUGGGUCCCCCAGGCCCCCCGUACGUUGGAAGCCCCUCGGUGCGACCUGGGAUGCCCCAGACUGUGAUGGAAACAACAAGGAAACGCACUGCACCACAGCAGGUCCAGCAGCAGCAGGUCCAGCAGCAAGUGCAGCAGCAGCAGCAAGCCACGCAGAACCGAACUAGGAGUGCCAAGAGGAGGAAGAUGGCUGACAAAAUUCUCCCUCAGAGGAUCCGGGAGCUGGUUCCUGAGUCCCAGGCCUACAUGGAUCUGUUGGCCUUUGAACGCAAACUAGACCAGACCAUUAUGCGGAAGCGUGUGGAUAUUCAGGAAGCACUGAAGAGGCCGAUGAAGCAAAAGCGGAAACUGAGACUUUACAUCUCCAACACAUUUAAUCCUGCAAAAUCUGAUGCUGAUGACUCUGAUGGCAGCAUUGCUUCGUGGGAGCUGCGAGUGGAGGGGAAGCUCCUGGAUGACCUCAGCAAACAGAAACGGAAGUUUUCGUCUUUUUUUAAGAGUUUGGUUAUUGAACUGGACAAAGAUCUUUAUGGACCUGACAACCAUCUUGUGGAGUGGCACAGAACUCCCACAACCCAGGAAACGGAUGGUUUCCAGGUGAAGAGACCUGGUGAUGUCAGCGUGCGGUGCACGUUACUCCUCAUGCUGGACUACCAGCCUCCGCAGUUUAAGCUGGACCCGCGAUUAGCCCGUUUGCUGGGGAUACACACACAGACCCGAUCCGCCAUCAUCCAGGCUCUCUGGCAGUACAUCAAAACAAAUAAGCUGCAAGACUCCCAUGAUAAGGAAUACAUUAACUGUGAUAAGUACUUCCAGCAGAUCUUUGACUGUCCACGGCUAAAGUUUUCUGAAAUUCCUCAGAGACUCACUAACCUGCUGCUGCCACCAGACCCUAUAGUGAUAAACCAUAUCAUCAGUGUUGACCCCAACGAUCAGAAGAAGACGGCUUGUUAUGACAUAGACGUAGAAGUUGAAGACCCAUUAAAGGGACAGAUGAGUAGUUUUCUUCUCUCAACAGCUAACCAACAGGAGAUUACAGCAUUGGACAACAAGAUUCAUGAGACAAUCGAAUCCAUAAAUCAGUUAAAAAUACAACGUGAUUUCAUGCUGAGUUUCUCCAAAGAUCCCAAAGGGUACAUCCAAGACCUUCUUCGGUCCCAAAGUAGGGAUCUUAAGGUGAUGACUGAUGUAGUUGGAAACCCAGAGGAAGAACGCAGAGCGGAAUUUUAUCACGAGCCAUGGUCUCAAGAGGCUGUGAGCAGAUAUUUCUACUGCAAGAUCCAGCAGCGCCGGCAGGAACUGGAACAAUCUCUGGGAGUGCGCAAUACAUAAGUACUGUUCACAAGAUCCCAUUGGCAUCACGACCACCAAACCAGUGGACUUCUCAGUGUUACUUAGCUCACUGUUACACAUGGACCUGCUUCCUGACUGGAUGAGAAUGUACCACCAACACACCAGUCAGAACACCAGCUUUACAGUGACCCUUGAAAAUCUUGCCCAUGGGGGGUGUCUCAAACCAUUCCAGGCCAGAGAAAGCACCGCACAAGUGUCAGUGUUACAGAAGAUUAAAGGUUCAUUCAUCAACGCACAUCAUUAAAUUUUAGUGGAAAGUUCAGACACUACACAGCAAAUCCUAAUGGGCUAUGCAUAGAAUCAUGGGUGAUAUUGAUGGGGGAGGUUGAGAUGAGCGUUAUAGGAGACUACAGAUUUAGAGAAAUAAAUGCAGUUCUCAUCCUAUGUUAACUAAGAGUCUCAAAUAGUAAAUUUUCUGGAAUUAGACAAGAUAGUCGUUUUUAUAGCUGUGGAAUGCUUUAUAUUCCUGAAUAGAGUUUUUAUUCCAGCUGGAGCAGUGCAAGAAGCCAUCUCACCAUGUGAAAGAACAAGCUAGGAGGAUUUUCAUUCCUGGAAUGAACAGUCACUCUGGAAGAAAGAAGCAUAGUCGGGACAUUUCCCCUGCAAACCCUAAUACUUCCUGUUUCCUUGCCCCUGCAGAGAAAGGUAGACUCAAUUACAUAUCACUAGGUGGGUAUGAAUCAAUGUGCUGUACUGAGAAGGGAAUUAUCCCCGGGAUAAGAGCUUCUUAGGCAUCCUUAAUAUCAGUGGUGUUAGCAAAGAUGAAGUUGAAGCAAGAAAUGAGGCAUUCUGAGAAAAUGAAAAUGACUUAAUGGUGCUUUGCUGAUACCUGCCUUGAAAACAGCAGAUACUAACAAUAAGCGCGUAUGUAAAAUACAAGAUUUCUUAAAUGUUCUCUGUGUGCCAGUAGGGAUCAGCACUGAGAAUGUCCCUAAUUGUUAAGUUGGUGCGGAAUCCAAGAAGCUUAACUUCAUAUAAAGUGGCAGUUUUCUCUUUACUUAAAGAUGUUAACUGAGUCCCUGGAUUGGUCUCACAUUUUGAUCAUAGGUGAACUGCCUCUUACUCUGAAUUACUUCGUUCACCCGUACAUGAUACGUACUAGUUAUAUAGGAUGCUAUUGAGUUAUAAAGCACUAUCAGCCUUAAAUAGCACAGAGAACGUAUCCCUUGGAAACCAUCUUCUUUGUAAGUGUAUGACAAAUUCAGACUAUGGGAAUUUACACCAUAUUUACUUGGAAGCAGGGAUAUCUUCAUUAAAUUCCCCCCCCUCGUUUUUUGUAGUGCAUAGACUAGUUUGUAAUUCAUGGCCCAACAUGAUUUCUAGUCCAAAAAGCAGCUGCCAAAGUAUAACUCUUGAUCCAGAUGAUGUGGCACUCAAAAUCCUCUUCUAGGUUACUCCUUUUCAUCGCCUUUCUUUCACUUUCAUGGAAAGAGAGUCAAAUUCACAUAUGGUAUGGAAGGGAGGCAGCUCUUCUGAAUAACACAUUUUGCUGUGGUAUUGUCCUUUUCUGUUAUCUUUGCCAAUUUCUUAGUCGAACUUUUCUGUCCAGUCACCGAAGAGGUAGUCUUCUCUUACACUCCUUUAUUUAAUACCGCUGGUUUCACUAAUAUUACCAUAGCUUUUACUCUGUUCAUUGUGUUCAGAGAUGUCUUGAAAAAUUUACAUUUGAUUGCAGUCAUGUGAUGGCAGUACUGUCAUGCAAAACCAUUGGUGUAAGAAAAAUCAUAGCUGUAUCUUUUGCUUGAGACCUUUUACCAGGAAUGGCUUGGUUUGGAACUUUUUUUGUGUUAAAACCUUUUUUUUUACAGUAAAACGUGAAAUCAUGCAGUCUUAAGCUGAGUAUAGUGAGGGGCUGUGAGGCUGCCAGACAGUGAAUUACUUGAAAUCUUAUUUACUUUAGGACUCCACUAAUUGGACUACAAGCAAGCAUUAGAAGGGAAAACAGUGGGGGUCAUCUGCUACUGUGCUUCCAUAUUUAUUAUGCUGCUGUGUCUGUUGUGUGCAUGCUGUCUGGUGUGUAAAACUCUUUUCUAUAUGUGGUAAACAGAGCAGCUACAUUCAGGGGAUGCAUUCAGUCUCCAGGAAUAAGAAAUGCAGAGAAUGAGAUGCAAGGAUGUGAGAAGGGCAUGGGACUGGGGUAGAUGCCUGCAGGAGUUCUGCCAGGGAACUCAGUUUUUUGAGAACUUCCCCACUGAAGAGGCAGAUAUUUGUACUGAGACAUUUCAGUCAUGUGCCACAGCUGGCAACAUAACGGAGUCCAGUCUGCUUUUAGAAUGUCUCUGUAGAAUUAAUUAACAAAACUAAUGUGGUGUUGCUGCUCAGUGUUCACAACCAUCACUGGAAAGCACUAUGUUAAGCACCCACACUAGACUGAAGUGUGUGUGUGUGCGUAGAUGGCACUGAGGAUGGUAAUCCAAAAAUCUGAAUUCUUAUUGGGUUAUAAGAAUUCAUAUAUUGUUAAUGUUCAUAUUCCUACUGUACAUAUAAAGACUGGUCACUGACAGCGAGUCUUAGGCGUAGCUGUCAGGUGUCUUUCCUUUGGUUAAACUGUGAUUUGAGAUUUUAACUUUUUUUCCCUGCGUUCAGAAGCAGUUCAGGCCUUUUACUGAAGAGACACAGAGAGAAGUCUUGUCCUCUGUUCUGGGAGUGCAGCCAGAAGCUUGUGUGUUUGCAAAAGAGAGAAAUUGUAUUUGAAGAGAAAUAAUGGAGCAAUACCGGGAGGAACUGGACCAAAUGCUGCUUGGGCGUACGAAAAUGAAAGGCAGUGGUACUGAACAGGCAUGUAAUUGUGGCAGAUGGUGAAUGAUAAAUCCAUUUUAAGUUCAGGAUGGUUGUCUUUUUGUGUGCAUAAAAGAUUACAAGAAGAUGUUUUGGGGUCUUCAGUUGCUGCCACAGUACAAUACAAAUCUGUGCAUACUGCAGAAAAAACAUUCUGUGCAUAGAAAAGUAGUUAAUGUAUAGAUGAUAAUAUAGAUUGUUAGAAAAUAUAGCAUCAAACUUGGAAAGGGUUAAAACAGAAUUCUGGAGUACCAUUAGAAGGGAAAUAUAUCUUGGAGCUGAAGUGUUGACAGGUUUGAAACACACUUUUAGUCGUUUGUGCUUCAGACCGAGUGUUUCUGAGAAAUUAAAGGGAAAACAAAUGUUUGAUUAUGGAAUAGAGAGAAGAAUACAGCAGUGGAACACAAAACAAAAAGAUGGAGCAGAGUGCCACAGAAGUGCCAGUAAGACAUAGCACAGGAUAAUGUGCAGAGUACUGUUGGAAAUAGCACAGUCCACGUGAGUCCAUGUAUUUUGUGUACAUGUGUGUAUGUAUACGUGUAGAGAGAUGUGGGAGAGAGACGGUCUCAACUUGUAUGUAGCCUGGGAAAUGGGCGUGCGGGACAGAACCAAGUGUUCUGCACAUAACUUUGAGACACACUGUCAAAACAUUUUCCACUGUUAUCAACAGGGAUUCGGCUGUUCGACUUAGCAGGGUUGGUAGUUGUAGUGCAGACACUGUUGUAGCUGGCAGUUCUCUUACACCACAUUGUUUAGAAUUUAUCCUGUGGAAGCUGAGUGAAAACAUUAGUGCAUAUAUAUCAAUAUUGCUGCAUAUCUUAGGGCUCCUAAUUUUGCCAAAAUGCUAGUCAGGUAUUGGGGUUUUUUUGGCCUGUUUUUGUGUUGAGAACCCUUUUAUGGCAGUGCAAAUAGAUGACGGGGGAAAAGAAAGCUCUUUUUUCCUGAAGAGAGGUCUCCUUUCUGUAACUGCUCUGUUGUUCAAUAGGAUGUGUCUGUUCUGCCAGAUCCUGUAUGAUAAACACCUUUUCCAAUCUCAUUGAAGAAAGGAACUCCAUUAAAAAAAAUGCAACUGUGGGUUUGUGAGAGUGAGCAAAUACAUGUAUAAAGGGCAGGAGGGGGGAGAGAGAGAGACACAGACUCCCUCUGCUCUGUAGCCACCAUAUCUUCAUUGUAUGAUGCCAAGUGAUUCGUAGAAAAGCUUUUAACAAUAAAUACUUUGUUUCUU